UCUGCCGUGCACAACAUUAUAUGGACGAAUAUUCUGUGGACAACAUGAACAACACAACACCUGUACAGUUCGAAGAAGAAAAAGUGUGUUUCAAGGUGGACAUUUUCCCCUUGUUCGUGUUUGCUUUCGUGGUCAAUUUCCUCGCCCUCAUCGCUGUGUUCAAGGCAAAACCAAGAAUUUCAACGCCAACCUCAGCCAAGCAAAUUCACCUGCUCAUCUGUUGUCUCGCUGUUUCGGACACUGCAUCACUGGGUUUGCAAUGUGUGAUGCCUGUAGCUUCGUUCAUAAACUGUGGCUGGUGGGGAGGUCGUAUUACUUGCGGCAUUUUUGGUUACGUCAACGCCAUUUUCAUUUUAUGGUCAGCCUGGAUCGUAUCACUUUUAAGCUUUCAGAGAUUUUUUGCGACUGCAUUUCCAUUCCAACAUCAACGCAAUUUCACGAUGAAGAGAAUUAAAACUGCCGUGGUCUUUAUUUUCUUUAUGCUUUGCUUUUUCUUCACGCCGCCAUUUUUUGGCGUAGGUGCGUUUGUCUAUUACGACACAGGCCAAUUUUGCAGCUUGAGUUUGACACCAACUGGAAAAUCAGACACGAUUUUUCUUGGAAUACUCGUCACGCAGGGUGUUACUUGCGUGUUUGCGGUCCUUGUUUUCAAUAUACACGUUGUAGAAUCGUUAAAAACAAGGAGGACGCCAUUUCACGGGAGCACUAGGCGCGCAAUGGAGGACACAACAGCCACUUUCGUGUCAUUGACAAAAGCUGUGGCCUUCGUGUUCUGUCUGUGCAAUAUCCCCCUUUUGAUACGAAUAGCGGUAGACUUAUUUAAACAGACUUCUCAUGAAGACCUCGGCUUGGAACACACCCUAACAAUGGCCUUGAUGUUCUUAAACACUUUGGCAAAUCCCUUUAUCUACGUCGCCUGCAGAAGACGCUACAGACGGAGCCUACUGAGACUUUUUUGUUUUGGUCAGCGGAAGGGCAUAACUCGAGUGUACUUCUAUGAGGGCACAGGGACAUCAAAACCUGUCCACACUUUGAGAUGUCAAGGAGAGACUACAGUUUUUUAACAAAUAAAACUUAAGAACCCUCUCCUUCUUAAAAAUAACAAGUCAGGGCAACGAGUGUUCAUCUUUGAAGGCACAAGGACCCCAAAGUUU
This is a messenger RNA of Pocillopora verrucosa, 1154 nucleotides long. Its product is annotated as G-protein coupled receptor 52-like. Gene Ontology annotation, molecular function: G protein-coupled receptor activity. NCBI's taxonomy places the organism in Eukaryota, Metazoa, Cnidaria, Anthozoa, Scleractinia, Pocilloporidae. The record is from RefSeq and is a predicted model, not a curated record. Gene Ontology annotation, cellular component: plasma membrane. Gene Ontology annotation, biological process: G protein-coupled receptor signaling pathway.